Messenger RNA from Babesia ovata, 1929 nucleotides. RefSeq lists its product as uncharacterized. The record is from RefSeq and is a predicted model, not a curated record. Bases 1 to 1929 code for a protein of 642 amino acids. The transcript is spliced from 5 exons. NCBI's taxonomy places the organism in Eukaryota, Apicomplexa, Aconoidasida, Piroplasmida, Babesiidae.
AUGAUGCUGGUCUGGUACCGUUGUUUGUUGCGGCUGUUAUCACGUUUUAUCCUGUUGUCGUGUAUUUCUAUAGGCGGCCUGUGGUCAUCAACUGAGUUGCGUAGUGGGUUUUGCCUGGGAGUAUCGCACGUACCACGUAAUCUAUCUCGGCCUGAAGUGCCCAGCGUCUUCAGCCUAAACGCAGUGCUUUAUCCUUCAAAGGUGCAAAAGGCCCAGAAUGUUGUUCUACGCAGGUUAAGUGUAAGCCAUAAACCUACAUUGGCACGUUAUAUACACUCCGUAUGCGGUUUUGUUGCCUGUGCUCGUGGCGGAGCUCAUGCGUCGUCGGCGUUACCACGGCGAUCGUACCUCGCGCGGUCGCUAGACGAAGAGGACAACCACCGUUUGCUCAAGGAGGUCGCGUUGAACAAGGAGGAGCACUUUGCUGCGUCGUUGGACCCGAAAUGCAGUUUUUAUCGAUACUUCAACAUCACCCGUGGCAAUGUCGGCGAGCACCUGCGUAACACUAUGGACGAGCAUUUUGAGUCCGAGAGGGAGAAGGCGGCUCGAUCGUUGUACGUGGUUGACGGCAACGCUUUUAAUGGCGACUACACGAAUUGGCGAUUGCCGAUACCAAGGGAGAUGGCUUCUUACGAGUUCGAAGGCGUGAACCCAAAGGCCAGCGAGCCAUUGUCUGUGCAAGGUGAUGCAGUACAACCUAAAUUCGGCGAUGCUAUGCUGGAUUCUAUCCGUGCCGUGAUAUCUGAGGCGGAUAGCGCCGAUUGCGCAAAGGGUGCCGAGGCCCUCUGUGACCUGUACGACGAGGUCGGCGACUACGAGUACUACGAAACUUGUCGAGGCAAAGUGAUAAAGAAAGACUAUCUGGAGGAUGUGGAUAUCUUGAGCACCGAUGAUACGAAACGUGACCGAGAGAUGCGUCACAGCGUGUUAUCGCAGCCCACAGCCUUCCCGUCUUACAUCGACCCCGUGAAUCCCGCGCAUCGCACGGGCCGCGGGAGGGAGCUGCAGCGGCGGUCUGAUUCUGGACGUUUGCAGCGGCAGCGUUGGAACAUGGACGUGGACCCGGCCGACGACAUUUUGCGAGGCCCUCGUAAGACCGGAAACAGCACCAUGAAGGAGUUCGUGGACUCAAUUGAGUGGGAGCAGCCGAUGCCCACGUACCACGACCGCAACUUCUACAAGCGGUCAUUUGCGGAGGGCGGCUUCGGUGAACCGGACAGGACUGUCGACAGUUAUUUCGAUGUUCAGUUCAUAGGCUCGCCUGACGCCUACCCAUACGCGGUAUCCGCAGGAAUGCAAUACGCGUGGCCGAUAUACUGGGUUCCGCUACUGGCGAAAAAGCACCCUAAGCGCUUCUGCCAGCCGCUACGUUCUCCGGUGUUUAACUUGGGUGGAGUUGAACCUCUGCAGCUCUGGUUCUACCCAGAGGGCAACGCAAGUUCCACGGAUGGGUUCUGCUCGCUCAAGCUGGUGUCUCCUCCUGGGUGGUGCCUGCCCUAUCGCAUUUACCUGUUUGUAUUCAGCGAAUACAAUCGUGUCGUGGCAGGCCCGAUGUAUCGAGAGCUGCUCGACAAGAGCGACAAGGAGAGGAUCCGUAUGCGUGAGAACGACAAAGAUUACGUGAUUCUGGGCCCAGCUGGCAACGUAUACGCCGGAGUAGGCAUCGUUGACGAGCCCGUGCGAUCCAAGGAUGGCAACUACCGCUACGCGUAUGACUGGGACGAGGGCGACUACGACUUCAACCAAUGGCUGAAGAAGCAGACGGCAGACCCCGACGACGCCUUCCAGCAGGAAUACGUUGACAGAGAGCGGACUCACAGCAUCUGGUACGAGUCUCACAAGUACAAGUACGUGCCAGAUCGUCACAUCUCGAGAUAUUGGAAGAGCCGCUACAGCAAGGAGCUGGACUGGCGGCAGCCCACAUUUUAG